AGUUAGGUUAAUUUUUAGUUGUGUAGUUGAAAUAUGUUGUAGUUGUAGUUGAAACAUAACAAAAUUGUUCAUGAUAGUAUGAAACGAAUGCGAAUGCAUUACGAAAACAGAGAAACCAUGGUAUAUUUACGUGACUGGAAGCAAGCAUUACGUUCUCCUCAUGUCUACAGAGUUGCCAACAGUACUUUUCGCAUUCAAAGUCAAUAUUUGGCUUUAAUUUUCUUAUUCUUGUUGGUUCCUCUAAUCUUAUUUGGAUAUACUUCGUUGCGUGCAAUUGUACAUUCGUCGUCAUCAAAUGAAUUUUUAACACAGUGCAGACACUACAAGUACAAUAAAACAUACCCUUUAUCAGCUCCAAUUAGGACAUCUAAGGGUAUUACUUACCGUAUAGCAAUAGUAAGCGAUCUUGAUCAUGAUUCCAAAAAUUUAAAUAAAAGGAAUAUAUGGCACAGUAUUAUGAAAACUGGAAGUCUUUUUUGGAAUCCCAUUACAAAUUUUAUUUCCGUCAUUUGGGAUGAUAGAAAUCAAAUGUUAACGUCAUCUUUAACUAUGAAAGGACGUGGUAUGGAAUUGUCUGAAUUAAUUGUCUUCGAUGGACAUUUAUUGUCUUUCGAUGAUCGUACAGGAGCUAUAUAUUUUAUCGAAGGUGAAGAAGCUUAUCCAUGGGUUAUUUUAAUGGAUGGCAAUGGUAAAAAUUCUAAAGGGUUCAAAUCUGAAUGGGCAACUGUUAAAGACGAACAUCUGUAUAUUGGUAGUACAGGCAAAGAAUGGACUACUCCUUCAGGAGAAUUUGAAAAUAAUAAUCCCCUUUGGAUAAAAAUAGUAUCUCCACGUGGUGAAAUCCAAUCAUUGAAUUGGAUUUCAAAUUAUAAAAGAUUAAGACAAGCAAUUCAUAUUGAAUUUCCUGGCUAUAUGAUUCAUGAAUCAGGAGCUUGGAGUGAUAUACACAAAAAUUGGUUCUUUUUGCCAAGGAGAUGUUCUCACGAAUGCUAUAAUGAAACUAAAGAUGAAAUAAUGAGUUGCAAUGUAUUAUUGGCCACAGAUGAAAAUUUUGUAGACAUUAAGGUUACAAAAAUUGGUAAUUUAGUUCCAACUAGAGGUUUUUCAAGUUUUAAAUUUUUACCAGGUUCUCAGGAUUCAAUUAUUAUUGCACUUCAAACUGAAGAAUAUCAAGGACAGACUGCAACAUACAUCGUAGCAUUUACAAUUGAUGGAAAUAUAAUAAUGCCUGAGACUAAAGUGAUAGAUAAGAAAUUUGAGGGUCUGGAAUUCAUAUGA
This is a messenger RNA of Eufriesea mexicana, 1278 nucleotides long. RefSeq names its product soluble calcium-activated nucleotidase 1. Gene Ontology annotation, molecular function: calcium ion binding; GDP phosphatase activity; UDP phosphatase activity. The coding region runs from base 79 to 1278 and encodes 399 amino acids. Gene Ontology annotation, biological process: proteoglycan biosynthetic process. The record is from RefSeq and is a predicted model, not a curated record. Lineage: Eukaryota; Metazoa; Arthropoda; Insecta; Hymenoptera; Apidae. The transcript has 4 exons.